AUGGCAGAGGCAGAUGAUUCAGCAAGCAGAGUUGGGUAUGUAUUUCAUUCAAUUAAUGAAAAAGAUCUCAAACCUGGGGAUCAGAUCUAUUGCCACAGACUAAUUGAUACAUAUAGUCAUCAUGGUAUUUACAUUGGUGAGCUUGAUUGUGAGGUGAUUCAUUUCGGUGGCGAUGACAGUGGAUCACUAGGCAAGAAGAUAGGCCAGCAAGAUGAUGAAACAAUGAGGCUAGUGACUGCAUUGUCACUGGAGCUUGAACAAUUACCAGAAGAUUCAGAAAGGGCUCAAGAAAUCAAGCAACAGUUAGAUGAAAUACACAAAAGCCACAAUCGCCCAGUUUGCAUAAGGUCAACUACCCUAGCUAAGUUUAUGAAUAGAAAUACACUUCGUUUGGUGUCAUAUGGUAGCAGUGUAUUGAAAAAGGGUUUUGCUUUUUAUAAUAGUGCUAUUCACAUAGUAAAGGCAAUGCCUCCUUCAGAAACAGUUAAGUUAGCUAAACAUUUUCUUAAUCAUCCAGCAGAGUGGGGGAACUAUCAUCUUAAGGAUAAUAAUUGUGAAAUGUUUGCUUGCUUCUGCAAAACUGGUAUUAUGGAUUUAGCAACACAGCUUAAUCUUAGACGCUUAUUUUUUUCAGAAAGAAUCAUGGAACCAUCUUUAUGUAAGACAUUUGAAGAAGCGUUGAGAAAAUAUCGUGAACAGUGUAUUAAGAAUUAA
Amphimedon queenslandica is the source of this 714-nucleotide messenger RNA. RefSeq lists its product as uncharacterized. The transcript has a single exon. The coding region runs from base 1 to 714 and encodes 237 amino acids. Lineage: Eukaryota; Metazoa; Porifera; Demospongiae; Haplosclerida; Niphatidae. The record is from RefSeq and is a predicted model, not a curated record.